Ilex paraguariensis (yerba mate) is the source of this 1062-nucleotide messenger RNA. NCBI's taxonomy places the organism in Eukaryota, Viridiplantae, Streptophyta, Magnoliopsida, Aquifoliales, Aquifoliaceae. The record is from the annotation of a GenBank genome assembly.
GAAGAUAUAGGUAGGAGCGGAUAACGUUUUUCAAGGUUCGUGACUGUGCGUUUGGGUUUUGUGAUUCGCAUUUCGAAUGACAAAGACGAAGAAAGAACUGUUAGCAUCCGCGCCGUGGAGGGGCGUUGAUAGUCAGGCGGAGAAAUUCAAAGACGCCAAGCUCAAAGUGACGAACCAGCCAGGUGCUACCCCAACCAUGCAUAUCCCUCGCAAGAGCUCCGUCUCUUCCAACGGAGAUGACGAUGAUUCUCUGACCAAAAUUGACCAGGAACUCCGCUACAGCUUCCAGCGUAAUGUCCAGGUAACCUCUGUCUCUCUGUCUCUCUCUCUCACACACACACACACAGACAUACACAUACCUGUACUGCAGUAGCCUGAAAGUACCAUAAAUAUUGUGACCCAAUUGAUUAUAAACAUUAAUUUUGCGUUUCUAUUUCUACGCAAUUUCCAGUGUCUUUUUUUUUUGUUCUAGUUGCCCAUGAAUCUUCUUAUCUCUGCAUAGACACUCAAGUAUUUAUGCGAAGGUUAUGUUCCACAUUAUUCAAUUCUUAGUUUAUGUGUGUAGAUCAUUUGAUUUUUACCAGCAAAAACAAAAAUAAAAGGUCAUUUGAAUUUUUUUGUUCUAGAAUUGAAUAUUAUGAAUCUCCUGAUGACAUUUUAAAGUUUUCCCAUUUAUCCCCGCGAUGAUUACUUAUUUUUAAAAUUUAUAAUUUGUUCUGACAAACUAAAUCCUUUGAGAUAUUGAUAUAAAUAUGAAUUUUUAUGAACGGUAUAUGCUGUAAUUGUUUGCAGCUCCACCUUAUGUAAGGUGAUUUUUAUUCAAUGUUUCUGGAUUGCAUCAACCAAUGGACCAAGUCCUUAUUUGAAUUACAGGUUUCUUGUACUCGUGGAUAGCCACAUGCAUUCCUAAGGGUUCAUUGGCCCCCACAUUGAAAAUUUGAGAACUAAUAAUGUUAGGCCUACCUACUCUAUUAUCUUGGCGAUUUCGUGACCUGUAUCUUGAUUCUGGCAUAGUGAAAAGACAUGCAAUUGAUUCUGGCAUAGUGAAAAGACAUGCAAUUG